AUGACCGACCAAAAUGCGAUGAGUAAAUCUGCGUUGAAGAAUUCUCUGUUCUUCGUUGGUCUCGGUAUAAUUCAAGGCACAGCGGCGUUCAUUUGUAUCUCACUUUAUGGAACCGCGGGUGAACGACUCACAAUGAAAUUGCGAAUGUCGGUAUUUCGGAGUCUGUUGCGUCAGGAUCUUGCAUAUUUUGAUGAUUCCAGGCAUUCUGCAGCAAAGAUGACCACUCGUUUGGCCACGGAUGCGCCGAAUGUUAAAUCUGUAAGUGGCUGCCGCUAA
Messenger RNA from Anisakis simplex (herring worm), 276 nucleotides. The record is from the annotation of a GenBank genome assembly. Lineage: Eukaryota; Metazoa; Nematoda; Chromadorea; Rhabditida; Anisakidae.